Molecule: messenger RNA, 1263 nt
Organism: Didymosphaeria variabile
Lineage: Eukaryota; Fungi; Ascomycota; Dothideomycetes; Pleosporales; Didymosphaeriaceae
Exons: 2
Coding region: 1-1263 (420 amino acids)
Source: RefSeq, a predicted model, not a curated record
AUGGCGGGUUCGAUUUGCGGCGAGAAGAUAACUCCAGGAGAUGACGACGACAGCAGGAGAGCGGAGCUCGCAAGAAUGCUCGCUGAAAAUGAAGACGACUGGUUCAGGAUCAAAGCCCGCAGCGCAGACCGUUCAGGUGGAUCCAGCCCCACGGUCGCAGCAGGAGGUGACGAGGAGGUCCUGCAAUUUGAGCCAGCGAAGAUCAACACCACUCUUAUGGAUACACCUGGACUAUCUUUGGUGGUUCCCAAUGAGGUCCAGGAACUUCGUGCUGAGAAGGAGCAGUUGAACAUCGAGCUUGAUCAAGUCAAAAAGCAGCUUGCGUCCAAGACAUUGGCACACGACGAGGCCCUAACACAGAUCAAGCUGCAGGGUGAGCAGCUGGAAACGAAAAGGCUUGCGCAUGAAGAGGCUCUCCAGCAAGUCUCAAACCUCCAAGACAAUGUCCUUGCUCGCGAUGCAAUAAAGGAGGCUUCGGACUACAAAAUUAAGCAGCUCACAGGGGGAACAAGCUUUAUGGACCGCCUGGACCGCCUUUACAAUGAAAAGGACAAGGACAAGGACCAAAUUCAGCGAUUGUUAGAAGAGCGUCUUAGCCUCUGUGAGGACCUGCGUCGCAAGGGCGAGACAACUACACAGUUGCAGAAGCAAGUGUUCCAAUUCAAAAAGCAGCUCGGCUCACUUCAGCUUCAACUUGGCUCUAGGAAGGCAGUGGAAUCGCAACUGAUUGACAAGUGUGCCGAAGUCGAUUCUCUCAAGUACACUCUGGCAAACCUGAAUACUCAGAAGGGCGCACAGUCUGUCGGGCUCAGCACCGUUCGCACCGAGCUCAAGGAUGCUCUUAAUGCCAACCAAACCCAGAGCAAAGCGAUCACGGCCCUGGAACCCCAUGUUGCCGCUCGAUGCGAUAAGCAGAAGAUGUGGGAGCUUAAGCGCGAUAUCGCUUUCUACAUCACGCAUCUCGACCUAGCAAACAACCGCUGCCGGGUCUUCAGCUGUGCGCACGUCAGUCUAUUCAGCCUCCCCAAGCGCAACAAGUCUACUCUUCAGAGAGAUGCACGUGUUAUUGCAGGCGAAUUCUUUAGGGACUGGGCUAAUGAUAAGCAAUUCAUGGACCAGUAUCAUUUUCAGCGUCAAUACGUUAUCGACCAUCAUCGAGCGCACGAGCGUUCCGCCUCGGGACGAGGUGCACAUUCAGGCACGAUCAAGAAUAUCCUCACUCAGGUUGACGGUGGCCGGAACGUGUCGCUCGAGUAUAACUAG